AUGGCGGACCAGCACGACGUCGACCUCGAUUCCAUAAUCGACCGCCUUCUGGAGGUGCGGGGCAGCCGCCCAGGCAAGCAGGUCCAGCUGCUCGAGGCCGAGAUCCGUUAUCUCUGCACCAAGGCGCGCGAGAUUUUCAUUUCCCAGCCCAUCCUGCUUGAGCUUGAAGCUCCUAUCAAGAUCUGCGGCGACAUCCACGGGCAAUAUUACGACUUGCUCCGCCUCUUCGAGUAUGGUGGUUUCCCGCCCGAGGCCAACUACCUCUUCCUCGGUGACUACGUAGACCGUGGCAAGCAAUCUCUUGAGACCAUUUGCCUGCUGCUUGCCUACAAGAUCAAGUACCCCGAGAAUUUCUUCAUUUUGCGGGGCAACCAUGAGUGCGCGUCCAUCAACCGCAUUUAUGGCUUCUACGACGAGUGCAAGCGUCGCUACAACAUCAAGCUCUGGAAGACGUUUACCGACUGCUUCAACUGCUUGCCCAUUGCCGCCAUCAUUGACGAGAAGAUCUUCACCAUGCACGGUGGUUUGAGCCCCGAUCUGAACUCGAUGGAGCAGAUUCGUCGUGUCAUGCGGCCUACUGACAUCCCUGACUGCGGGCUCCUCUGCGAUCUCCUGUGGUCCGAUCCGGACAAGGAUAUCACUGGCUGGUCCGAGAACGACCGCGGUGUCUCCUUCACCUUCGGUCCAGAUGUCGUUUCCCGCUUCCUCCAAAAACACGACAUGGAUCUCAUUUGCCGUGCCCACCAAGUCGUUGAGGAUGGCUACGAGUUCUUCUCUAAGCGCCAGCUCGUGACGCUUUUCAGCGCCCCCAACUAUUGUGGCGAGUUCGACAACGCCGGCGCCAUGAUGAGCGUGGACGAAAGUUUGCUUUGCUCUUUCCAGAUCCUCAAGCCCGCAGAGAAGAAACAAAAGUACGUCCACGGCCUGGGGGGCAGUAGCCGGCCCACCACUCCCCGGAAGCAGUCCAAGUAG
This is a messenger RNA of Parathielavia appendiculata, 972 nucleotides long. RefSeq names its product Metallo-dependent phosphatase. Gene Ontology annotation, cellular component: cytoplasm; nucleus. The record is from RefSeq and is a predicted model, not a curated record. Gene Ontology annotation, biological process: chromosome segregation; regulation of mitotic cell cycle. Bases 1 to 972 code for a protein of 323 amino acids. NCBI's taxonomy places the organism in Eukaryota, Fungi, Ascomycota, Sordariomycetes, Sordariales, Chaetomiaceae. The transcript is spliced from 4 exons. Gene Ontology annotation, molecular function: protein serine/threonine phosphatase activity.